AUGGGGGCUUUUGUCAAGUUAGUCACCUUGAGCGGGAUACCAGCCACCGAAUUAGUCUUCAUAAGAGCAACAGUCCAGGGUUUGGUUGUGGUUCUCGCCAUGGGAUGUUUUAGAGAGAUCCCUAGUACCAAUCAAAUCAGGUAUGAUCCUUCUACCGCUAGUGGUGGAGAUGACGACAAUGAACUACUUCAAGAGAGAUCCAGACCUCUGCUGAUCUCUGUACCGCUGGGGAGUGCGGAUAUUCGAGCGGUAGUUUUAGCACGAGGAGCCGUUGGUGGUUGUGGGUUCUGCCUCUACUUCUACACAAUCAGUGUUCUCCCACUUGGUGAUGCUGUGGCUCUCCUCUCCUUGAGUCCUGUUGUUACAGUUUGGGCAACAGCAGUGUUCUUUCGGGAACCCAUGCGACGUCUGCAUGUCAUUUCGGCCAUUACCACUCUGGUCGGAUCGGUACUUAUUGCCCAGCCGAACUUUCUGUUUGGGUCUGACGAGGUUUCACAGUCGGCUUCGGCCGUUUCUUCUGCAGCCAAGUCCUCUGGAUACGUUACAGCUGCUCUUGGCACAUGUACCAGUGCUGGCGUCUUUCUUCUGAUGCGAAAAGCUGGAAAGGUUGGGGCUCAUACGUUGCAAUUGCUUUUUUCCUGGGUGGUUUUUGGAAUUCUUUUUAGCUUCCUAUUGGGAGUGGUGUUGCCCCUGGGAAAGGGUGGCUGGAGAAUGCCGUCGUCCCCUCAAACAUGGGCUAACAUAGCAGGGUGCUGUUGCUUCGGUAUGACCGCUCAUUUCUGCCUGAACUUUGCCGGGCGACACAGCAACCCCGGUCUGGCUUCCAUUGUGCGUGCCUCGGGGAUAUUGUGGGCUUAUUUGCUGCAGUUUUUUCUCUUUGAUCAUGUGCCAACUCUUUGGACUAUUGUGGGAGUGGUCUUGGUGUCCCUGUCAUUGGUGUUGGUUUCGGUGCAAAAACUACUAGACAAUCCAGGCGCAUCCAGCGCGCCUACAGCAGAGCAAUCCAGAUUGAUUGACGCUCCGCAACAGAAGGAGUAUGGGGCGUCCGAGUCGCAGGCAGGUCGAUCGAUUGUGUAG
This is a messenger RNA of Seminavis robusta, 1077 nucleotides long. The record is from the annotation of a GenBank genome assembly. Lineage: Eukaryota; Bacillariophyta; Bacillariophyceae; Naviculales; Naviculaceae.